UCCUCCUCCUCCUCCAGUCAGUGACACAACAUCAGCCUCUCAGCAUCCGCAUCUCACGGAGUCGGAGGACCAGCAUCCUCAUUUUAGCGUCCAAUCCACAACCGUUCCCCGUCGUCAUCGCCCCAGACGGCUCCACUUAGCCUGAUAUUUGUUUUUAUUUCUGUAUUUAUAGCCUGGAUUACCUCUCCUCUUUGAUCCGCCGAGAUGAUUUUGUGUUCGGAUCGGGUUUUGUAAGGCAGCGGAAGCAUCAUCGUUCGCCUACAUCUCCUCUGCUGUGACCAUCUGGAUAGUGAAUCUCAAGGCAGAAGGUUUGGACCAGGCUUUCCCUCCCCAGAGCUGUUUACCUUCUCCUCCACGCUAGCUGCCCAGCGGCAGACUGUAGCCAAGACUGAGGCUUUCGGACCUUCAGGAUCUCCUCUGGUUGACGUCCUUCUGAUCCAGAAGAGGCCCCUCAGACAGUCACCAUGGGAACCGUGCUGUCGCUGUCGCCCAGCUACAGAAAGGCGGCCCUGUUUGAGGACGGCCCUGCCACGGUGGGCCAUUACACCGCCGUCCAAAACAGCAAGAACGCCAAAGACAAGAACCUCAAGCGCCACUCGCUUAUCAAUGUGCUCCCGUGGAAGCGGAUAGUCGCCGUGUCGGCCAAGAAGAAAGGCUCCAAGAAGGUGCAGCCGAACGGCACCUAUCAGAACAACAUCACCCACCUGAACAAUGAGAACCUGAAGAAGUCGCAGUCAUGCGCCAACCUGUCCACCUUUGCUCAGGAUCAGAGCACCCCGGCGCUCACCAAGAGCAACAACAACUCGUCGUCUGUCAAAAAAGCUCCUCUGGCCAACUCGAACGUGGCCAGCGGAACCCCCAAGAGAGUGAUCGUGCAGGCGUCCACCAGCGAGCUAUUGCGCUGCCUCGGGGAGUUCCUUUGCCGACGUUGCUACAGGCUCAAACACCUGUCGCCCACCGACCCGGUGCUGUGGCUGCGCAGCGUGGACCGCUCUCUGCUGCUGCAGGGCUGGCAGGACCAAGGGUUCAUCACCCCGGCCAACGUGGUUUUCGUCUACAUGCUGUGUCGAGAUGUGGUCUCCUCAGAAGUGGCCACGGAGCACGAGCUCCAGGCUGUGCUGCUCACCUGCCUCUACCUGUCCUACUCCUACAUGGGCAACGAGAUCUCCUACCCUCUGAAGCCCUUUCUGGUGGAAAGCUCCAAGGAGACCUUCUGGGACCGCUGCCUGUCCAUCAUCAACCUGAUGAGUGGCAAGAUGCUUCAGAUCAACUCCGACCCUCACUACUUUACUCAGGUGUUUGCCGACCUGAAGAAUGAGAGCCAAAAGGAAGAGGAGAGGAGUCGCCUACUCAUUGGCCUGGACCGGUGAGGAGAGCAGACCGGCGAGGGUGGGGAGGAGGGGCGUACUCCAGUCUGGCAUUUUGAAGUUCAUGUUCCAAUAUUAUCCAACCAGGUGAGCCAAGAAUUAAACAUAAGACGGUUAUUAAUCCAAACAAGAGGCUGUAAAAGAGGCCUCAACAUUCAAAUGGAGGAGAUGGUCAGCCACAUAAACCCUAUUCAACGAAAGACCUCGUGCAGGUUGUCUCCAACAGGACCAUCACAGGUCGCCUUUUAACCCGUAUAAUAACCUGAAGCAUACACAGACAAUCUGUAGAGAUAUUGGAGUAUAUAUUUUGGCACUGCCUUCAUGCUCUAGUCACAAUAGCAUAUUGCCAAUAAGACCUGGGAGUUGCCCUCCAGUUUAUUCUGCUAGCGAAUCUCAAGUGUCAACACCAAAUUCCAGGUGAGCUUAUGGAGGACGUCUGAGAAUGAAAGCAAAAAUGCCAGACUUGGGUGAAUCCUUUGCUCAUGCACAAACAUGUACAUUAAAGGAAAGACUGGGGUCAUGAUAAAAGGGAGCGUCUUCACCCAUGAAUGUGGACAGGACAGAGGCUGCCCUGGCUUGCUCAUGACUUUCUGACUGUUUGACCAUGAGAUGUGUACUGCCCCCUACAGGAGGGCUUCUGGCCAAUCCCCAAAAUGUUUGUAAAACCUUGGUUAUUUGGAAUGUGGACCCUCAACAGAACGGGACGUCGGUAGCGCGAGGCAUAUCUUCAGCUGGCCGCUUCAACGCCGGAUCAAUAUUUAGGACGGACAGUGAAGCCAAGUGUGUUCACAAAGACGAUCUUUAUUUUCAUCCAGGAAACAAAAAAAAAAAAAAAAAAAAAAAAAAAAAACCUUGAUGGAUGUUUUACACCUAUGGAUGCUUAUUUAUUAAAUGGUUUCUGGAAGUUUUCUUUCUUUGAAAAGAAAUGUACGUUUUUUUGCACGUGUGCCAUGCAACUUUUUUCCAGACAGGCAGCAACAACAUUUUUCUUCAUUUGUAGUCCGACUGCAUCUGCGUUAGAGAAUGCUGUGCAACAAAGUGACAUUAGUUUAUUUAGCUCUGCUUGCUAAACUAGGCUACUUGUUUACCAGGGAAAUCCUUUUCUACUUUGUGUUGAUACGCAGGAAUUAUUUACUGUUCAUAACGCAGCAUAUAAAAUGUUUUACGAGUGCCAUGUCUUUGAGGGGAGUUCCCACAUGAAUACAAGCGAUGGAUGUCCUCUUGUGUAUUGCCAUUAUUUAUUGUUCGGUGGAGGAGUUUGUGCUCAUCUUUGGUGGGAAUGAAGAUUGUGGUUUGUGCAAUUGAAUGUCACAGGGAUUUGAUUUUUGACAUUUAAAACCCUUAGAGCUGCACCAAGGCAUUAUCUGACCGUCACCAAAGCCAAAUCAAAGACUUUCUGGACAAAUGCUCAAGUACAUUCAAGGUGGCUGCACCACAUAUCAGACAGAUCAGCACAUGCUGGGACAGCUGAACUGCUGGUCUACAGAGCCAAGGGCAGUACAUGAAAGCUCAACCUGCAUGAGGGUUGUUGUUGUUGUUGUUUCAACGCAGAUCAUGUAGCAGUGGUGACCUCAUCAGAGCUCCACCGUUGCAUUAGCAAAUCCAUUUUUUUGUGCGUCAAUAAUGACAACUGCAAUCAUCAACGGAAGACAGAAGAUCAAGCUGUCAGUCUGACGUUCCACUGUUAAUGUCUUCAGCGCUUGACGGUUUCCUCGGAAGGCUCUCCGUGGCUUUCUGAGUAGCUAACACGGUUAGCUCUCCAUAUUGAUCUAGAGUAGAGCAAGCGCUUCAAAAUGGGUCUCUAGUCCGAUAGCUGCAAGAUCUGAAGAAAGUAUUGGACUGUUUGGAAGGGCCCGUCUGAACCGACUUAAGCAAGUGGGAUAUUAGCUCAGGACACUGUCUUUCAUGUUUCACAGGCAGUUCAUGUUGACACGACAUAUAUUUACACUGCAUCACUGGAUACAGGCUUUGUAGAAUCAAUUUACUGUCACCUGACUGAGUUAGGAACCUGCAGUAAUGGGUACUACACUGCAAGGAGCAACCUCAACCCGUCACUUUCUUCAUCAAAAAUUAUUAGCGAUCAAAUUUGUUCCGCAUUGAUCAAGAAGACCUCAAAAAAAUGAAGCGAUGCUUUCUGUCAAGUACUUUUUCUGUAUGUUGUACUUUGUAGAUAGAAAAAGAAAGAACAAACGGACAGAAUGUGUGUGUGAGUGUAUGUGUUCGAGCGGCAGCAUUUGUACAGUAGAAUGUGUGACACAUUGUUCUAUUAUUAUUAAAACAGACAAGGAUCAAACACAGACCACAUGGAAAUUUUUAUUUUAUUUUAUUUUAUUUUAUUUUUUAGAAAAAGUGAGAAAGUGUUGCUAUAAUCAAAACUUUUUCCAUUUAAUUUCUGUUUAUUUAUUUUUGUACUGUGAUGGGAAAUAAAAUCCAAUGACUGUUGAACAAGAAACACUGUGUUAUUGACUCGCUUGAUGAAUAAAAUAAAUGGUUGGUAGUUUCAUUCCCAGAUUGGAUUGCUGACAUUCCAAAUGCCAGACAAAAACAUACAUCAUAAGAUCUGCCACCAGACAAUUAUACCUGAAAUCUAGCGUAAUACAGAGGCUCAACAGUAUAAACUAAGAGACUAACACUGCCGUGAAGGUCAAACACUGCUGUGGAGUCUAUACAGGACGGGUUUCG
This is a messenger RNA of Synchiropus splendidus (mandarinfish), 4049 nucleotides long. RefSeq names its product cyclin-dependent kinase 5, regulatory subunit 1b (p35) (gene cdk5r1b). Gene Ontology annotation, molecular function: protein kinase binding; cyclin-dependent protein serine/threonine kinase activator activity. The record is from RefSeq and is a predicted model, not a curated record. The transcript is spliced from 2 exons. Gene Ontology annotation, biological process: positive regulation of cyclin-dependent protein serine/threonine kinase activity; activation of protein kinase activity; brain development. NCBI's taxonomy places the organism in Eukaryota, Metazoa, Chordata, Actinopteri, Syngnathiformes, Callionymidae. The coding region runs from base 465 to 1370 and encodes 301 amino acids. Gene Ontology annotation, cellular component: cytoplasm; protein kinase 5 complex.